AUGGGCUUCCACAUACGUGACAGUUACCUUAAUGAACAAGAGACUUAUCAUGCUGCAUUACAACUUCUCUCUACAAAGAACAGAUUUAUUCCCAACUACAAGUGUGACCUCCAGAACAAUCUGAUAGCAGUUGUUGGAGGAGCUGAAGCGAAAACUUCUCUCUACAUAGCAAAUGUGUUAUCUAUCUACAACAUUCCACAGCCUCGUGCGCAGCGCGUCGGGCUGCUGAAGGACAGGGCCGGGACUCUUGAAGUGGAGCGGCAGUCCUUACCUUCCUUGUUCGGCGGAGCGAAGGCGGCCAGCGUGGUGAGCCAGCUGAACCGGAAGCGCCACUGGAACCAGACCAGGAGGAGGAUCCUGGGGAAGGCCCAUCGGGUACGGCACCGAGGGACGGCGCAUCUGGCAGCGGUGGGCCACAGACCCCUGGAGGUGCUGGUGUCUUUCCGGGCGAUGGUGCUCACCUACAGUUCUACGUCAUUAAUGAAUGAAACCUUGUCAGGACUUUCCACUUAUCGGAUGGUGCCAAAUGAAGCCCAGCAGUACAAGGGGAUCCUGCAGUUAAUUCUGCAUUUCAGGUGGACAUGGAUUGGGUUUAUUACUGUGGAUGAUGAACGUGGGGAAAGAUUUCAGCAUGCCAUGGUUCCUCUGUUUUAUCAGAAUGGCAUCUGCGUGGCCUUCGUAUCAGAACUCCGCCAGAACUUUAUGAUAAGUUCUUAUUUUGGCAUGAUGGAAUAUGCAUUGAAACAUUAUGACAUUGUAAUGGAGAGUAAGGCUGAUACGGUUGUUCUUUUUGGAGACACUGGUACUGUUUUAUUUAUUAGAUGGGUCAUAAGACUUUCAGAAGAAGGGUUCACAACAGCAAAGACUAAAGGUAAAGUUUACAUUACCGCUAUUCAGAUGGAUUUUACAUCUUAUUAUUAUCAAAGAGAUUGGGGCAACAUGAUCCUUCAUGGUGCAAUCUCCUUCACGGUUCACACAAAUGAACUUCCAGGAUUCCAUCAGUUUCUUCAGAGCAGAAAGCAUCUUAGGACCAAAGGAGAUGGCUUCAUCAGAGACUUCUGGGAACAGGCAUUCCUCUGUGAAUUCUCUGAGUCAAAGGUAAAGAAGGACUUUCAUAAAAAUUGCACUGGGGAGGAGAAACUGGAGAGCCUUUCAGCUGAUGUUUUUGAAAUGAGUAUGACCGGUACUAGCUACACUAUCUAUAAUGCUGUCUAUGCUGUAGCACAUGCUUUACAUGACCUGUAUUCAUCUCCUUAUGGACACAGAAGAAUGCUGAAGAGGAAGAAAUACAGCCUGUUCCAUCAACCGUUAUGGCAGACACAGCCCCUUUCUGUCUGCAGUGAAAGUUGCCAUCCUGGUUCGAUGAAGCAAAUGAAGAAGGGGGAGCCAUUUUGCUGCUAUGAUUGUAAACCAUGUCCAGAAGGGAAGAUUUCUAAUCAGAAGGACUUGGAUGACUGUACCCAAUGCAGACAAGAUCAUUAUCCAAAUGUCGGACAAAACCAAUGCAUUCCCAAAUACAUCACUUUUUUGUCUUAUGAAGAGUCACUAGGGAUCACUUUGGUGACUCUUGUCUUUUCCUUUUCUUUCAUAACUCUUUUCGUGCUAGGAAUCUUUAUCAAGCACCACAGCACCCCCAUUGUCAAAGCCAACAACAAGAACCUUACCUAUUCUCUCCUGAUCUGCCUCCUCCUUUGCUUCCUUUGUGCUCUGCUCUUUAUUGGUCAACCACAACUGGUGUCCUGUCUCCUCCAACAAGUCAUUUUUGGCAUGGUCUUCUCAGUUGCCAUUUCUUGCGUGCUGGCAAAAACUGCCAUGGUGGUUCUGGCUUUUCUAAGCACCCAACCAGGAAGCAGCCUGAGGAAGUGGGUGGGGAAAGGAGUGGGCAAUUCAAUUGUGAUUUCCUGUUCCUUUAUCCAAGCAGUCCUUUGUUUUGUGUGGCUGGCCACUUUUCCCCCAUUUCCAGAUGCUGACGUGCAGACAGAGACUGAAGCAGUUGUACUGGAAUGCAAUGUGGGGUCUGUUACCAUGUUUUACUGUGUUCUGGGCUACAUGGGCUUCCUGGCCAUUGUGAGCUUUAUGGUGGCUUUCUUGGCCAGGAAGCUACCUGACAGUUUUAACGAAGCCAAAUUCAUCACUUUCAGUCUAUUGGUCUUUUGCAGCGUUUGGAUCUCUUUUGUUCCCACCUACCUGAGCACCAAGGGAAAAUUUAUGGUGGCCGUGGAGAUCUUCUCCAUCUUAGCCUCCAGUGCUGCCCUUCUGGGUUGCAUCUUCGCCCCCAAAUGUUACAUUAUUUUGCUGCGGCCUGAGCUGAAUAACAGGGAUCAUUUAAAGUUCUCGUCUUCCACAGUGAAGACGGAGGCAAAAAAUUACGCACCUCUCAAGUCCAGUUUGGUAAAGAUUUUGCCCGCCGACACCGUGCUCAGCAAGUCCCGAAUGAGGGGGAUGGGCGUUGUGACUAAGAAUUACCAGCACAUCCUGGCCUUGGAGUUUGCUAUAAAAGAGAUCAAUGAAAAUCCCCAGAUUUUGCCCAACAUCACCCUAGGAUUCCAUAUCUAUGACAGUUAUCUGGACGCCACGUGGACCUAUCAUGCCACACUGCAGCUGAUUUCCAUGAGAAAUAGAUUUGUUCCCAACUACACUUGUGCUCUGCAAGACAGUUUAAUGGCAGUAAUUGGAGGACUUGCUUCUGAAACCUCUCAUCAGAUAGCAAAUAUUUUGGGCAUCUACAAGAUUCCACAGAUGGAUUUCCAGUCAAUUACCUUCUACCAAGAUUGGGACAUACAGAUUGUGCAUGGUGCAUUGUCCUUUGCAGUUCACUCCAGUGAACUAAAAGGAUUCAAACAGUUUCUUCACGGCAGAAACCCUUUCAAUACAAAAGAAGAUGGCUUCAUUUGGGAUUUCUGGCAGCAGGCAUUCUACUGUACGCUCCCUAACUCUGUUCUGGACAAGAAGGGAGAUACCUGCAAUGGAGAAGAAAGGCUGGAGAAGCUUCCAGGACCUUUGUUUGAAAUGAGCAUGACGGGCUACAGCUAUAGCAUCUACAAUGCUAUGUAUGCCGUGGCCCAUGCAGUACAAGUCAUGUAUUCAUCCAAAUGCCAUCAGGGAGUAAUGAUGGUGGGAGACAGAAGGAAGCAUUGCAAUCAGCAGACAUGGGAGGUAUUUGGGCUGAAAUCUGUCCUCUAG
Heteronotia binoei (common prickly gecko) is the source of this 3183-nucleotide messenger RNA. RefSeq names its product vomeronasal type-2 receptor 26-like. Gene Ontology annotation, biological process: G protein-coupled receptor signaling pathway. Gene Ontology annotation, molecular function: G protein-coupled receptor activity. The coding region runs from base 1 to 3183 and encodes 1060 amino acids. The transcript has 10 exons. Lineage: Eukaryota; Metazoa; Chordata; Lepidosauria; Squamata; Gekkonidae. Gene Ontology annotation, cellular component: membrane. The record is from RefSeq and is a predicted model, not a curated record.